UGUGCUGGGGGGGCUGCUGUGACGCGGAUGCGCGUCGAUCCAACAACACGCAACUAGAGCCAUGUCCACUCCCAUAUCACCUGUAUUUAUCUAUCCAGUAUCAGACAAUGAAUGAUCACCUCGCAGCACUCAACGCCCCUCCUCCUCGGUACCUUUUAGAAUCCGACUCCUCGGACGAAGAAGGCCAGGGCGCUUACCCCGGUUCGUCCACGCCUAAACCCAAGGUUUCUGUCGAAACACCUCCUGUCGAAGUUCUCUUCACCCGUGGGACUGGGAAUGAGGAAGUCAAAGAUUUCGUAUUAGCAUUGGGUCAGGCUGGCAAGUAUUUGAAGAAGCACCUGGGUGCGAGUGGGAGUGCAAUCGGACAGGAAGAGGUCGGAAAAAUAGUGGUAGGCGGACGUCAAGCGGGCCAGGGAUGGAAAGUCGGAGAAGGGAUGGUUUUCUCGGUAAACGAAGCGGAUUUGCCUCAUGAGGCUUUAUGGGAAAUUGCCGACAAAUUAUUUGCCAAUGUGAAAGCCCAGUCGUGGACGAUAAUAACGACAUACGUCCCUGCGAUGUACAUUUCGUCCAAGACGGACGGCUCUAGAGUACGUUCUGAUCCGCCUAUACGGUACCUUUCCCAAGGAGAGGUGAAAGUUGAAGGGGCAGAGACCUAUGAAACCCCGAAUUACUUGACUGGAUUAGCUGGCGCAAUUACAUCUCUUUCUGCCCAUCCCUCAUUUACCAUCCAACCAACAACGCUCAUCCUCCCUCUCCCACUUUCCGCCCUCCCUCUCGCCUAUCUCUCCACCGCCCUCGCUCAUAUCUCUCCGUCUAUCUCCGAUGCAUUGAACAGAAAGAGGAGUAAAUGGACAGAGGAGGAUGAUGAGCCUUAUUCUGCGCCCGGAAUGGGAAAAGUUAGGGGCUUGGCAAGAGGUGUCGGAGAGGCUGUUGGAAUGUACACUUGAAAUUUAGAAAGGUAUUUGCUUGGUAAGGGCAGGUACAGUGAUGGUCGGACACGUUAGAUUGUGUGAUGAUUGAAAGACCUAUAUGGGGCCAGUUGGCAUUAUUAAGAAGAUGAAUACAUACAGUAUUUGUAUAUCCUUUGUGGUCUCAGCCAAAUCAUAGCACAUAACCCAAAACAACGCCUCUCCUAGCCCUCUACAUGCUCUUUGCCCCCAUGAAUCAUAGCGUAACACCUC
Messenger RNA from Cryptococcus deneoformans JEC21, 1181 nucleotides. Its product is annotated as expressed protein. Bases 108 to 947 code for a protein of 279 amino acids. NCBI's taxonomy places the organism in Eukaryota, Fungi, Basidiomycota, Tremellomycetes, Tremellales, Cryptococcaceae. The transcript has 3 exons. The record is from RefSeq and is a predicted model, not a curated record.